This is a messenger RNA of Cercopithifilaria johnstoni, 1497 nucleotides long. The record is from the annotation of a GenBank genome assembly. Lineage: Eukaryota; Metazoa; Nematoda; Chromadorea; Rhabditida; Onchocercidae.
AUGCAUGAGGCAGAUUCGUGGGGUACCGAAUUCAUCUUCAUAUUACCACCAAAUAACCCUGCUUUGUUCCAAGCUUAUUGCUGCUUUUUUGGUCGAAGCAGCGAGAAUGAUAUUGUGCUAAAUAUUGAGUAUACUAGAAUUGACAAUUCAAAUGCUGCAAAAAAGAAGGAUAAAUUCCGCUUCAACAGCUAUCUUUGCUAUGAUUUCGACCAUUUGGCAAUGAAUGACACCAUCGAAGGAUUGCACAUGUUGGGAAAUGAUCGAAUACAUGUCACUUCUUCAGACAAAAUAUCAGUUCUCUGCUACAUAAAUGAUCUCAAAACUCUUGUUGAUGCAUUUUUAGUACAUCCUGUCGGAAUGGGAGGCGAUUAUUAUGCGUUCUCAUUACCUGGACGUAGCACCAUGACCUUAUAUUUCUUACCUCUUGGAGCAACAAAUGAAACAAUAUCACAAAGCCAUUGUGUUCACAAUGUUUCAAUAACAGUGAAGCAAAACAAUAAAUUAGAGACCAUUAAGCAAAAUAUGAAGGCAGGUUCAUUAUGGCAGUACACAGCACCCAUAGAACAAACGGUAUCAGUAUGGAUUCGUGAUCGAUUGAAUAAUCCCAUUACUAAAGGUCGAAUGAUGGUAAUUGCUUCGAUCCGGAAUGUCUCUGUAUCAGGAGUAAAGCGAAUCGGCUUUGGAUGUUUCAUGCCGACGCCGAUGAUUGUUGAUCAAUGUGCCAAACUAAUUAAUCCCGCAUAUCAUCCAGCACAAAAAAAAUUCGCGGAAAAUCUAUUAUUAACAGCGCCAUCUCCUCGAUGUCCACAAGAUACAAUAAAUAUCACAAACAUUAUGACAGAACAAUCGAAGUCAUUAUUAAUGAAAUGGAAUAAAGGAGCAGAGGAAAUCAAUACAAGGGACAAAAUUUUUAAGGAAAUAUUUAGCAUCACCUCAGAAAUUACGAUGAUGAAUAUUGUGAAUUAUGGAGAUAGUAAAGGGAUAUAUAUUCACGAGAUUCCCGAAUUCUCCCAAUGGAUCACUGAUGAUACAUUGUCAAUAAACCUUCCAUCAGGUUUCAAAGGCGUUGCACAUAUAUUAGUGGCAAACGGUGAAAAACCACCGUAUGAUAUUGUGGAGCAGGAAAUGCGGAUAAAUGGUAGUGGUAUGCGACGUUUCAGUAUUGAACAGUUCAAUCGAUACCUUCCGAUAGUUAUAGGAGAAGUGAAUGGAAAUUUUAUUGGCUAUGUUGCUGCUAUCAAUCUUCGUAGUAUUCCAUCACCGAUAUUCGCAAAACCUGAUACUACUACAGUUCUUUUGACAACGACCAUAAUGACAACAACUGAGGAAGGAUGUCUUGUUGAUUUCACCGAGGCCAAACCAUCAACUUCUAUGGUUUCAAAGCAACUCAAAAUUCAAAAUGCAGCAACUCAAAAUGCAUCUAUCAGUAUACUACUUUCAAACAACUUAUUUGCAAUCUAUUUAUGUUUGAUGAUAUACAGUGAAAUUGAACAAUGA